This is a messenger RNA of Manduca sexta (tobacco hornworm), 1268 nucleotides long. It is a transcript of the gene Mod(mdg4), whose product is annotated as modifier of mdg4-like. The coding region runs from base 221 to 1093 and encodes 290 amino acids. The record is from RefSeq and is a predicted model, not a curated record. Gene Ontology annotation, cellular component: nucleus. The transcript has 4 exons. Gene Ontology annotation, biological process: regulation of transcription by RNA polymerase II. Lineage: Eukaryota; Metazoa; Arthropoda; Insecta; Lepidoptera; Sphingidae. Gene Ontology annotation, molecular function: protein binding.
UUUUAGGGAGUUUGCAAUUUGAAGCUGGUCCUUGUGACGACACAGCAUACGUCGCUCUGCGUCAUCAUAUCGUGAACAGCGCUCAAACGGGGAGGACGUGGGAUGAAACUGUGUGCAGUGCUUCAUUAGAAACAUUGUUUUAUUAUUUUUCAAAUGUUUCUAAUAUCGGAAUUAUAAAGUACAAAGUUUAGGAUAGGUUCAACAAAAAGUCGCCGCCAUCAUGGCGUCGGACGAACAAUUUUCACUAUGUUGGAACAAUUUCCAUGCAAAUAUGUCAGCAGGCUUUCAUGGCCUGCUGUCGCGUGGAGAUCUAGUAGAUGUAACAUUGGCUGCCGAAGGCAGAUUAUUACAGGCACACAAAUUAGUUUUAUCAGUAUGUUCUCCCUAUUUCCAAGAAAUGUUCAAAAUGAAUCCAACUCAACAUCCGAUAGUAUUUUUAAAAGAUGUUAGUCAUUCAGCGUUAAGAGACUUAUUACAGUUUAUGUACCAAGGUGAAGUUAAUGUUAAGCAAGAAGAGUUAGCAUCGUUUAUUAGUACCGCGGAACAACUUCAAGUGAAAGGUUUAACCGGUAAUCAAAAUGAAGAAAGUUCCACGCCAUCCAAACCAAAGCCGACGUCGAGGCCAGGCCCGAGGUCGUCACAACAAAGGCAAUCUGUUAUGACUAAGUUAGAGACUGAUUUAGAUUCUAAGCCCUCCUCAACUCCAGUAGCCGUUAAGAGACCAAAUAGGCCAUCAAUAGCAUCGAAUAAUUCGUCAUCUUCACAAAGUGGACCUGCGAAACGAAAAUGCGUAGACCCCUUGGAAGCGGGACCUUCUGGGUCCGCAAAAGAGGAAUUCGUUACGAUACCCGACGAAGAUGAAAACAAUGCUGUGGCACCCAAAAUGGAACCCGAAUUUGUUAACGAAAGUAUGUGGGAUGACGAUGAUGAUGGCACGAACAAUGAUGAAACGAAUUUCGGUGAAGACGACUCUAACAUGGAAAUGACUGGUUUUGAUGGCUCUGCGACUGGCGAUGGUAAUUUAACUGGAGGCGGCGAAGGUGGAGCAGUAGGCGACGCACAAGGUAGGUUCGCAAUUCCUUGUAACGAGUAGUUUGUAGAUUUAGAAAUCUGCGAUCUACUCUUAUUUAUUUUACCUACAUGAUCUAAGUAAUUAAAAUAUUCAAUCGCAUUUGAAGCAUUUUGUGAUCAUGUAGGUAUCUUAGUUAUAGGAAUGAGAUUUGUAAGUUAGAUUUAAGUAGCGUAGAAUAGACAUGGUUAACGAUUUA